Messenger RNA from Penicillium pulvis, 2535 nucleotides. RefSeq lists its product as uncharacterized. Bases 1 to 2535 code for a protein of 844 amino acids. NCBI's taxonomy places the organism in Eukaryota, Fungi, Ascomycota, Eurotiomycetes, Eurotiales, Aspergillaceae. The transcript has a single exon. The record is from RefSeq and is a predicted model, not a curated record.
AUGGCCCCCAUCCCGCGGGCCGAUUUUGAUAUGGAUAACCCGUCGUCUGACGUGGGUGACAGCCAGGACCAAGAUUCCCCGCUGCGGCGUCAAUUCUCUGAACCAUUCCGUCCACAGUCUACCUCUACUCAAAUUUCACAGUCUCCUGAGCCAGUCGUGCGCAAACUUAAAUGCGACUGGUGUGGGAAACUGCUGGAACUUCCUGAAGAUCACUCAAUCUCCGAGGAAGACCUGCUUAAUUUUCACAUUGCUUCAGAUCACCCCAAUUCUCACUCAUUCGAAUAUGAAGAGGGCGAGGAGGGCGAGGAGGGCGAGGAUGGAGUCGAUGCUGACGAGCUUGAACUCGACGAAGAAGAAGCCUUGAACGCGUCUCAGUUUGAAGAAAACGAUGAUGCAUACCAAGUUGAAGAGGGUGACGAUGCUGAGGGCGUUGACGAAGCUGAAGAUGCUGAAGAUGCUGAAGACGCCGAAGACGCGGAAUUGACUGAGCAUGUUGAGCUAGCAGAAGCUGAAGAAGCGGAGCCUGGUGAAGAAAAUGAACAAGAACAAGGAACGCCCAUCGCAUCUGCGACCAACGGUGAUAACAGCGAGGUUGAUACCUCCAAAACUUCCAGCAUCAGCUUUAAAAUUGCGCCCCAGGCUCAAGGAAAACUGGAUACGCUCGAAUGGCUCUCAAAUCCCAGAGGUGCAUUCCCCGAAGACUUUCGCCGACGUUUGGCUACAUGGCAGGAGUCAGAUAUCAAGAACCGCCUACCCAAAGUUUGGAACGUCCAUAAGCCACAGAUAUUCUCAGAUAGCUAUGAUCAGGAUAUGGCUAAAGUGGAAGCCACUUGGCAAUACGUCUUUGGCGACAAGCCCAAGAAGAAGGAUCUCUCGGAGCCACUGGCACGACCGGUCCCCUACAAAAACUCACAAGUUUCCAAGGGUCAGUUCCUCGAAAUCAACCCCCUUGAGGAACUACUUGAAACACUCCGGAAGCCGGAGCUCCUUACACCCGAUGAACUCUACGCAGCCACUGAAGCUGUUGCAGUCGUAAUGAAGACAUGGCAGGAUGAAUUCAUUGCUCUUGAUAAGCUCUACAUCCGAACACACCGACACUACCGGGCCCCACUUCCCAGCGAUGCAAAGCGGGAACAGCACGUCGGCCACAAGAAGCGGACGGGACAGCCGCUUGCCCGAGUCGCUGAGCAUGAACGCGAUUUUGAGGACAGAAAAGAAUCAAUGCUGUACGGGUACAAGCACAAUUUCUUUGGCCACAACUUGAGCAAUUCAGUUAGCUGGGUUCCCCAGAACCCAUUUGUCCAAGGUGGUUUUGUCCCUACACCCGCGCAAGCUCGAAAGAUGGCUACAAAAGUUGCCCCUGAUGAUCGUAACCCUGAUGGCUGGGCACCCAUUCUGCGGGAUGGCGUGGAGUUCGUUCCCAAGCUGUGGGAGGCACGACGAGAGCCGGUGGUGAAGUUAACGCGCAAGCGUAAAGCUGUGGAGGUUGAACCUGCCAAGCUCGAGGAGGCUGAGGACACGCAGAAUGAGUCUGAAAUCGCAGAGGAGAGUGAGGAAGACGCCCGCCCCGUAAAGCGACGAACUCGAGGCCGUGGUGGUCGUCGUACGACACUCGAUACCUAUCAACCCUCGGAGGCUCCAACCUCAGCCCCCCGUGGUCGUGGCGGUUCCCGAGCCCGUGGUCGUGGUCGUGGUCGAGGAAGUGGCCGAACUACAUCGGCUCGUGUAUCCCUCGACGCUCCUCAAUCUGGCACAUUUGCCUCACCAACCUCUUAUCGCGGCCGUGGCCGUCGGGGCGCGAGCAUUGUGAGCUCAACGCAGACACACUCUAUGGAGGGCACCCCUACGUCUCUGCCUAACAUCUCUCCUAUGCCAGAGGCAACUCCACCGCCGAAGGCCGCAUCUACGAAGCGAGACGCCACAGCCGAGGAAAUGGAAGAGGCUCGUCGACUGAAGAUCGCUAACUCCAAGAACCCCAAGCGCACCAAGGCCAUGUUGGAUCAUUGGGAACGAUUCAAUCGCGAGGGUCGCAUUCGCAAUCCGAAGCGGUCAAAGGCGCAAAUAGAAUCAGACCGACAAGACGAUCCUAUCAAGUCUGAAGUCUUGCCUCGCGCCCCUGGCCGACGCCGGAAGUCUCCAUCUCUCGCACCCAUUUCGAAUGGGAACCUGGCCCCGAAGGCCCCAGUUGGGGCCCCCAUGACCAGUCACAUGGGACCUGGGCCUACGUUACCGCCGCUUGGAAUGCCACAGUACGCGCCUCCCAAUCCGUACGCUCAACCACCACCCAAUGUGCCGAUAGGGCAGCAGUUGCCCCCCCAGUAUGCGCCAUUCCCCUAUGUUCCUUAUGCCAUGAGCCACAUGCAGGGUCCUCCCCCAGGCUCUCAUCCCGCUUCUCAUCCGGCUCCCCAUCCGGCUUCCCAUCCAGGUAUGCAUCCUGGCCCUCAUCCGGGCCCGCAUCCUGGCCCGCAUCCUGGCCCGCAUCCUGGCCCGCAUCCUGGCCCACAUGAUCAUCUCCACCACCGUCGUGCUGUUUGA